AUGUCUUCUCCCUUCGAGCUCCCUAUCCGAGGUGGUGGCUCCAGGUCAUCGGCCGCCAGCGAAGACGCCAAAGACAAGGAGAUUGCUGCCUACAAGCUGCGUGUUGCCGAGCUGGAGACUUCGGAGGCAGAUGCUUGGGAGGUGUCCGCGGAGUCAGAGAAGAAGUGCGAAGAGCUCGGAGAAGUAGAAGCGCAGCUCCAGACUGCAACCAGGGAGCUCGUCCAGCAGCGCCAGACUGCAGCCAGGGAGCGCGCCCAGCAGCAGCAGAGGGCAUCCGACAGGCGCCUGGAGAUAGUCCGGGCGGAGUGCGAGGACAGAGUGCGCCGCUCCGAGGCCAAGACCGCCGUCAAGGUCACCGAGAUGGAGGAGAAGAUGGAGGCGAAGGACGAGAGGAUUCGCCAACUGGAGCUGCAAGUCCGUCUGCAGGACCUCCCUCGCGUGCCGCAGUUGACCCUUGGGUCCAGCGCACGCGCCCUGCCGGCGGACUUGCAGAGUCUGGAGGUGAGAAUGAAGGCUCUGAGGGCGCCAGAUGCCGACGUAGAGAUGGAGGAUGUGGAGACGACGGAGCCCGCCAUGAAGAAGAGGAAGAGACCGGGGAGGAUGAAGGCUAUGUGA
This is a messenger RNA of Boeremia exigua, 615 nucleotides long. RefSeq lists its product as uncharacterized. Bases 1 to 615 code for a protein of 204 amino acids. The transcript has a single exon. Lineage: Eukaryota; Fungi; Ascomycota; Dothideomycetes; Pleosporales; Didymellaceae. The record is from RefSeq and is a predicted model, not a curated record.